GAUUGGCGCAGAGCGGGCGCUCUUUGGGGCGGGGAGUGAGAAGUUAGAAUCCCCCCAUCCAGCUGUGUGAGCUUCGCUGAUGGACGGAACCGAGCGAAUACAGUCUGGAGGAGACAAGAGUGAGAGCAGGAGCGUCCGGUCUUUUAUGUUUGCAACAAUGGAGAGGGGAGGUGUCGGUGAUAUUUAGAAAAUACCAAAGGUUGUCUCUUUGACGCACGUUUGCGCGCAGCGACGGGAUGCGCAGCAGCAUCUCCAUGGAUCUUUAAAACACUGAUGCGGGAUACGCGCUGAAAAGAAACGCCUGUGGAUGCAACGAAAAGUGUUGGAUUCUUAAUUUAAAUGAGGAAAAACGGCGGAGGAAGCGCCGUUUUAUUUCUCCUCUUUUAAGGGUUUGUCCAUCAGCUCUGUGGAGGAGGAGGGAAUCAUACAGAAGUUUGUGCGUGGCUUCAGUGUUUCCACAAAGGCGGCGCGCUGUGAAGUAGACAAAACUCUCACUGCAGCGCGUUUAUUUCUAACGGGGGAUGGUUUUCAAGUGUUGCUGAGGCCCCUGGAGAGGCUUCUUGGACAGCGGAGACCGGGGCCUGGGCGCACCGCGUCUGCGGAGACGGACCCGCGCAGCAGCGCACCACCUGGAAACUAUACGGUCCGCUAGACGCACCAAGCCCACGAGAGCCUCUCUUCUUUCUCCCCCUGCUCCCCUCUCUUCUUUAUCUCUUCCCUCCUCGUCUCUCCUUCUGACCAAUCGCUUUUUUUCUUCAGGCUGGUGUGGACUUCAUAGCCACGACAAAAACUGAUCAUGCGAUGACUGAGCGCGCUUUGGGCACAUCUACCGAGUCCAUUACAGGAGGUGAAUGAUGGCAGAGGAUGGGGGAAAUCUCUCCGGGGUCCCCGACGCCAGGGACUCGGAGGGUCGCUCUUCUCUGCCGAGGACUUUCAUCCGGCUCAACGACCUGUCCGGGCUCGGGACAGGAGGCAGGGAGCGCAGCGAGGUGGUGGUUGAACCGGCGUCCCCGGCGCCUGACGGGAUCUCUACAGGCGGGGAGGAGGCGUCGGCGAGCGGCGGGGAGAGUCUGCCCUACCCCGAAUGGGCCCCCGUCGUCUUCUUCUACCUGAAACAAACCACGCGUCCCCGGAGCUGGUGUCUCAAAAUGGUCAGCAACCCAUGGUUCGAACGAGCGUCCAUGUUGGUGAUCCUGCUGAACUGUGUGACACUGGGCAUGUUUCAUCCCUGUGAAGACAUCAACUGUGAUUCUGAGAGAUGCAAGAUCCUACAGGACUUUGAUGACUUCAUCUUUGCAUUCUUUGCCAUUGAGAUGGUGAUUAAGAUGGUGGCUCUGGGGAUUUUUGGCAAGAAGUGUUACCUUGGAGACACGUGGAACCGCUUGGACUUCUUCAUAGUAGUGGCUGGGAUGUUGGAGUACUCGCUCAACCUGCAGAACGUCAGUUUUUCAGCGGUGAGGACGGUUCGUGUGCUGAGACCACUGAGGGCCAUCAACCGAGUGCCAAGUAUGCGUAUCCUUGUGAACCUGCUGCUGGACACCCUGCCCAUGCUGGGUAACGUGCUGCUGCUCUGCUUCUUCGUCUUCUUCAUAUUCGGCAUCGUGGGCGUCCAGUUAUGGUCCGGCCUGCUCAGAAACCGCUGCUUCGUCGAAGACAACUUCUCCUUCCCUCUUUCCGUGGAGCUGGGAAAAUACUACCACACAGAAAAUGACGACGAGAGUCCCUUCAUCUGCUCUCAGCCCCGAGAGAACGGCAUGAGGGACUGUGGCUCGGUUCCCAAGCUGUAUGAGGAGAGGGGCAUGUCCAGGUUGCAGUGUAACGUGGACAUGUACUAUUACAACAGCACAGACAACACCACCUGUGUCAACUGGAACCAGUACUACACCAACUGUUCUGCCGGUCCCAUUAACCCCUUCAAGGGAGCCAUCAACUUUGACAACAUCUGCUACGCCUGGAUUGCCAUCUUUCAGGUGAUUACCCUGGAGGGCUGGGUGGACAUCAUGUACUUUGUGAUGGACGCUCACUCCUUCUACAGCUUCAUCUACUUCAUCCUACUCAUCAUUAUCGGCUCAUUCUUCAUGAUCAACCUGUGCCUGGUGGUCAUCGCCACCCAGUUCUCAGAGACCAAGCAGAAGGUGAGCCAGCUGAUGAAGGAACAACGGGUGCGCUUCAUGUCCAAUGCCAGCACUCUGGCAUCCCUGUCCGAGCCGGGCUCCUGCUAUGACGAGCUGCUCAAGUAUUUGGUCCACAUCAUCCGUAAAGGUGCCAAGCAAGUGGCUCAUGUCUGCAGGUUCUUGGCUCGUCGUGCUGGGCUCAACAUUGCCGCCUCGCCCCCAGCCACAGAGCCCCAGCGCAGCCAAAGCCAGAGGAGGAGGAGAAAGUCCUCGAGGCAGGGAUCCGUGACAGUUCAUCACAUGGUGCACCAUCAUCACCACCACCACCACCAACACUACCAUCUAGGGAAUGGUAGUGUGAGGGGUGGGAGCUUCAGGGGUCUGGAGAGUAGAGAUGUGGAGGCUGGGGCUCAAAGCAACAACGGAGGGGCUCUUAUACCAACCACUGGCAGUGGGCAACUUGCUUUGGCGCCGCCCUCCUCAGUAACAGCAGCAACCUCCGAUACAAACCUUGCCACUUUGUACAAUCCUGCAGAUUCAUCUUCAGUUUGCAGUGUAUUCAACACAGAAAUGCUUCGCUGUAUUCCUUCACCCACCAAUACGGGAACAACUCCAGGCUCCCUCUCCCUGGCUCCAGCUCCCAUGUUGAGGGCCAUGAAGAGGAAUUCUGUCCCCUUUGCUGCUCCAGGGCCUAAGAACUACCCCACCCUCCAGGCUCGAGCCCUUGCAGAGUCUAGGCGAGGGAGCACCCUGACGAAUAUCAGCUUCAACCUCAAUAUUCCACCCAUGCCCUUGGAGAGACGGCCAUCGAUUCUGGUGGACACUCACAAUCCAACAGCUCAGCUCUCCUGCCAGCUGUCUGUUCGUGACCUCAGCACCACGAGCAGCGCCAUGGACACAGCCGCUCUGACAUUAGACCCCGAGAGCUGCCCUUACUGCGCCAAGGCCCUGGCCAACGAAUUGGAGGGUGGCACAGAGGGCAACGAGACGCCUGGUGACUCAGAUAGUGACGGGGUUUACGAGUUCACCCAGGACCUCCACCACAGGGACAGGAGAGACAGUCGGCAGCCCAGGAAGAAGUACCGGAGGCUGGGGAAAACGGCGGCCAAGGUGGUUCACUUCUGGAGGCUGGUGUGCGACACAUUCAGAAAGAUUGUGGACAGCAAGUACUUUGGUCGAGGGAUUAUGAUCGCCAUUCUGAUCAACACGCUGAGCAUGGGGAUCGAGUACCAUGAGCAGCCUGAAGAGCUGACGAGUGCCCUGGAGAUCAGCAACAUUGUGUUCACCAGUCUGUUUGCCCUGGAGAUGCUGCUGAAGGUUUUGGUCUACGGACCCUUUGGCUACAUCAAGAACCCCUACAAUGUCUUUGAUGGCAUAAUCGUAGUCAUCAGCGUGUGGGAGAUCGCGGGUGAGCAGGAUGGAGGUCUGUCGGUGCUGAGGACCUUCCGGCUGAUGCGCGUGCUGAAGCUGGUCCGGUUCAUGCCGGCCCUGCAGAGGCAGCUGGUGGUGCUCAUGAAGACCAUGGACAACGUGGCCACUUUCUGCAUGCUGCUCAUGCUCUUCAUCUUCAUCUUCAGUAUCCUGGGGAUGCAUCUGUUUGGUUGUAAAUUUGGGUCGGAGAGUGACGGAGACACUCUGCCUGACAGGAAGAACUUUGACUCUCUUCUCUGGGCCAUAGUGACUGUCUUCCAGAUCCUAACCCAGGAGGACUGGAACAAGGUGUUAUAUAACGGCAUGGCCUCCACCUCUCCUGUGGCCGCCCUCUACUUCAUCGCACUCAUGACAUUUGGCAACUACGUCCUGUUCAACUUGCUGGUGGCCAUCUUGGUUGAGGGAUUCCAGGCGGAGGAAGUGUCCAAGCGGGAGGACUUGCAUGCCCAGCUGAGCCUAAUUCAGCUGCCUGUAGACUCAGGGGGUGACGCUUCUAAAACAGGUUCGGAGAUUGAUUCCUGCGCACGAAGCAUGGAGGAUGUUAACGGCAGCAAGAAGGACUUAUCAGCCUCUGCAGUCGUGCCUGUAAAUGGUCAUGUGGACCUGAAAACGAGCCUGACUCCACCGUUAAUUACCCACACUGCUGCCACCCCCAUGCCUGUACCCAAGUUACCCGUGGGAGGUGACCCCAUCCUGGGCUAUGAGUCUCGUCGAGGCAGCAACGUCUCCAUAGAUCCAGCCUGCUAUGACAAAUCACCGACCAGUGCCCGGAGUUCUUCCCCCUACGCCCCGUGGAACUCUGGGAGCGGCUGGACCAGUCGUAGAUCCAGCUGGAACAGCCUGGGUCGCGUCCCGUCGCACAAACGCCAGAAGCGACAGUCCGGGGAGCGGCGGUCGCUCCUCUCUGGGGAAGGUGGCUCCAGCUCAGACGACGGGGAAGGUGGAGGAGAAGGUGGAGAUGGGCUGAUGGAGGAAGAUGACGCAUCCUUAGCCAGGACAGACUCCAUGUCCCAGUCGCAGAGAGGACCUCGACACAGGAGGAUGGAGUCAGUGGAGACUCGGAGCUCAAUGGAUUUGCCUCCUGAUGCUCUGCUGCAGGUGCCCUACCUGCACCGCUCAGCCAGCAUGCACAGCUCCAGACCUCCCUCCCUGGGCCACUUACGGCCCCCAGAGCACAGUGACUGCGAUGGGAAGGGAUCCUCGUCAGUGCUGGGCCCCACACACAUCUCACUGGAGGAGAACACUGAAGACGAGACUGCAGAGGAGGAGGUCAACCUGGGUCGCGUUGCCAGGCUGUCCCGUUGGCUGGGGAAAAAACAGCCAGACUGGUGUCGACAGAGAGAUAGCUGGUCGCUCUACCUCUUCCCCCCAGACUCACGGUUUCGGAUCCUGUGCAACCAGAUCAUCACCCACAAGAUGUUCGACCAUGUCGUGCUGGUCAUCAUCUUCCUCAACUGCAUCACCAUCGCCAUGGAGAGGCCUCACAUCGACCCCGGCAGUGCUGAGCGGAUCUUCCUGACGUUGUCCAACUACAUCUUCACGGCGAUCUUCGUGGUUGAAAUGACUGUAAAGAUUGUGGCUAUGGGCUGGUGUUUUGGUGACAAGGCCUACCUGAGGAGCAGCUGGAACGUUCUGGAUGGGAUGUUGGUCACGAUUUCCGUUAUUGACAUCCUGGUGUCUCUCAUCUCCAACUCGGGAACCAAAAUCCUGGGCAUGCUGAGAGUGCUGAGGCUGCUGAGGACCCUGAGGCCGCUACGCGUGAUCAGCAGAGCCCCGGGCCUGAAGCUGGUGGUGGAGACUCUGAUGUCGUCAUUGAAGCCCAUCGGCAACAUAGUGGUCAUCUGCUGUGCCUUCUUCAUUAUCUUUGGCAUCCUGGGAGUACAGCUUUUCAAGGGAAAGUUCUUCUUUUGUAAAGGAAAGGAUGUGAGGAACAUCACUAAUAAGUCAGACUGUUUGCAAGCCGAUUAUGAAUGGGAAAAGCGCAAAUACAACUUUGACAACCUGGGACAGGCCUUGAUGUCUCUCUUUGUACUGGCGUCAAAAGAUGGCUGGGUGGACAUUAUGUACGAUGGACUAGAUGCUGUAGGAGUUGACCGCCAGCCAAUAAUGAACUACAACCCAUGGAUGCUGCUCUACUUCAUCUCUUUCCUUCUGAUCGUUGCCUUCUUCGUGCUCAACAUGUUCGUGGGUGUGGUGGUGGAGAACUUCCACAAGUGUCGACGCCACCAGGAGGCCGAGGAAGCCAAACGCAGGGAGGAGAAGAGACUGAAACGCAUGGAGAAAAAGAGACGGAGUAAGGAGAAGGAGCUGGCUGAUUUAAUGGUUCCGGGGGUGAGUUGGGCCCUUUCUGACGGCACAUUAAAAGAAGCUCAGAGUAAGCCCUACUACUCCGAUUACUCCCCCACCCGCCUGCUCAUCCACAAGAUGUGCACCAGUCACUACCUGGACCUGUUCAUCACCAUCGUAAUAGGCCUCAACGUCAUCACCAUGUCCAUGGAGCACUACCAGCAACCUAAGGAAUUGGACGAGGCCCUGAAGAUCUGUAACUACAUCUUCACUUUCAUUUUUGUUCUGGAGUCUGUCUUCAAGCUGGUGGCCUUUGGAUUCCGACGCUUCUUCAAAGACAAGUGGAACCAGCUGGAUCUGGCCAUUGUGCUGCUGUCCAUCAUGGGCAUCACUCUGGAGGAGAUUGAGGUCAACGCUUCACUGCCCAUCAACCCCACCAUCAUCCGCAUCAUGAGAGUGCUGAGGAUCGCACGAGUAUUGAAGCUGUUGAAGAUGGCGGUGGGGAUGAGAGCUUUGCUGGACACCGUUAUGCAAGCCCUGCCUCAGGUGGGCAAUCUGGGUCUCCUCUUCAUGCUCCUCUUCUUUAUCUUUGCAGCACUGGGAGUGGAGCUGUUUGGUGACAUAAUUUGCGAUGAGGUCCACCAGUGUGAGGGUCUGGGGCGAUAUGCUACAUUUAGGAACUUUGGAAUGGCAUUUCUGCUGCUCUUCAGAGUUGCCACUGGAGACAACUGGAAUGGCAUAAUGAAGGACACGUUGAGGGACUGUGCAACCGGGACCACUACCUGCUACAACACUGUGGUUUCUCCCAUCUACUUCGUCUCCUUUGUCUUGACUGCUCAGUUUGUUCUGGUCAAUGUGGUCAUCGCGGUCCUGAUGAAACACCUGGAGGAGAGCAACAAGGAAGCCAAGGAAGAGGCAGAGCUGGAAGCAGAGCUGGAACUGGAGCUCCAGAUGGACGGAGGGGACAUGGCAGCCAGGUCACCCCAGCUCAACCCUCUGGCACUGGGCUUGGACAGGUCGAGUUCUGGGGGUUCUCCCUGGAGGUCCAUUGGAGGAGGGGACAUGGAGCAGGAAAGGGAAGGUCCUAUGGACUCACCCACUGCUGAUAUAACCAGAGACUCUGUAAACAUCAGAGCAGAACCCUCCUCAUGCCUGGAGCCCCAGCUGGAGUUUGUCCAGCGGAGAGCACUGUUUGACUCGGUCUCCCUGGUCAUCCAGGGUUCAAUGGAGGGGGAGUUGAGUUUGAUGGACAACCUGUCCGGUUCUAUCUGCCACUACUACGCGCUGCCCCCCCAGCCCAGCAAGCACAGCACCGACAAGAAGAUCCCUCUAGCGGAGAUGGAAGCUCUGUCUCUGGCCUCUGAGAAAUCCUGGUCCUUAGCUCUGACAGACGACUCGGCCCCCGACGAUUUUAACCCCCUCUUUCUAACCAGUCUGGAAUGCAAUCCGGAGCAGCUUGGUCCAGGUGGAGCGCUGGAGGACAACCUGCUGAGCGUCAGAAAGCCUGCGGUGGGGCGCACACACUCCCUGCCCAAUGACAGCUACAUGUUCCUGCCCCCGUUUGGCCCCACAUCUCCAGCUCCAGCACAGCUUCUAGCACAGUCACAGGGGCCCCAGCACAUACUGGGCACCCACAGGGCCCAAUCAGGCUCCAGUGGUUCAGUGCGUUCACAACCUGAGGACUUUUCCCAGCAGCUGACUGUUCCCACAGACCUCUUCAGACCCAUCAGCCCCCACAGCCACUCAGACUCGGAGAGUAUACCACGGCAACCCCCUCCCAGACGUGCCCACACAUUCAGCCGUACUCUCCGCAGACAGCUCAGUUGGGCCCAAAAGCCGCCCGACCCUGAGCUCCUGCUCAAACACAGAUACUCCUGUUUCUGAAACAGCGAUUAACUUUAGCUACCACUGGGCCUUUCAGAAACACUGGACUCUAUGUUCAUGUUCAGAGAGACAGACAGACUACCAAACACAUACUAACACACACAAACAGACACACAAAAUUCCCUCUUUCUUCCCUCCCUUUCUCUUCAUUCACUCAGAUGUGUGUCUACUGCUAACCAUCAGCCACAGAGCAUCUGUAACUUUCCAGCAGGUAGUUUUUCUGGAGCUGGAGCUAUGUAAAAAUGCAAUACUGGAAAUUCAGUCGAAGCAGGAUGCGGAUGUAAUGUGGCUAUGAAAUUCACCCACAAUACAGUGCACUUAAUAUUUUACAAACUAUACUCAGGGGAUUGCUACAAAACAGCAAGUGCUGUCCAUAUGCAUUGGGUCAUUUUGUACUCACAGUAUCAUAAUGACGGCGCACCAGAGAAUUUUGUAUUGCUUAGAUCAGUGCUAUAGCUGUUAACCAGAGUGCAGUACUUGUUAUACAUAAGCUGGUUUUGUUAAAUUAAGAAAACAAUCUCUGACAAGGUGAUGACUUCAUAUUAUUUGUUACCUGGUGUUGCAUUGCUGUGGCUGGUGAUUGGUCUGGUUAUGAUAUCUUUGACCACUAGAUGUCUCUGUGGUCACACUGUUGAAGCUCAUGCAGGGAAACCCAUGACUCCAAACUCUUCUGUAAGUGCUUUGCUCUACAACUCAUGCAUGCCUUGUUUCCUCAUCUCCAUAGAUUAAAGAUCUUGUUUUAAUUGGCCCAAUUAAACACAAUUAAAAUUCAAGUACUAUUAACAUCCUCUCAGGUCUGUGAGAGAUGAGAAACAGUCAUGAGUUCAUGAGGACAUCUUAGCAAUCACUGUGGCUACUAACCGCCUACAGUAGUAACAUGUUGUGUUCAUCCUCUGCCUGUUGGCCUCACGCCCUGUAGACGGUUCUGUACAGAGGUUAGGACGAAGGCAUGAUCAGACUAAUGAGAAUCUGGGUGUAAAUUUUACUGAAUAAUGCAUUGCUGGCAGUUUACAGGGCUUCGUGUGAACGGUCAAAGGUUAGAGGGUCAUGUGGUCUGGCUCAGAGUUCACUGUGUAAGCCAGCAAAUAAUCAGUCCACGUGUCCUCAAAAAAAUAAAAUAAAAUGCUGCUUUCUUACUUGAAAAUGUCACUCAUGUCAGUUAGUGGUUUCUUGGAAACCUCUUCUGAUGUACUGAAGGUUCAGUUCAGUUACAUUAAAUAUGCUCAAGUCUAUAAUUAGUUCACACACAAGAAGACAUUAUUCAAAAAAAUUCAUUUUAGCAAUUCAGCUAAAUGAAAUUCUCAUGGAAAAGUCGAUUUCUAUUAUUAUUGAUAAUUCUUAAUAAGUUGUAUAUAACAAGGACCAGGAGAAGAAAGGUUGAAUUUGAUUUUUAACACAGAAUUUUUAGCUUAUUUAUCAAGGUAACAGGUCAGUAAUUUUAACAUAAAAAUGAAAAAUAAACACAAAUACCUGUAUUAUUGGCUGUUUGUGAUCAGGGAGGGAACACGAUUGGGGUUUGUUUGCAUCUGAUUCAUUUAAGUGAAACUAUCAAACAUUCUAUUCAACGAUUUUCUUAUUGCUGUUGAUGUAGUCUAUUAUCAUCCCAUAGUGCUAGCAUUUUGUUGCCCAGCUUAAUCAUUAGUCAUUGCUGUUCAUAUGAUCAUCCUUGUAAAUUAAAAAAUCUGGGGGGGAAAAUGUAGCCACAGAAUAUUCGACAUGAUGAGAGUUUGAUCACAGUCAAUUUUACUUAUUUAAAGUUGUAAAAUCACUUUAAAGAUCUUUCAAAUAUUUAAAUACAAUUAAAAACAACUCUUUUCUUCAAAAAAAGGCAAAUUAUUGUAUGAGUUGCAGACUGGAUCACAAUUGACCUCACACUAGUUGUGCGUGAUGUCACAAAGCAGAAGAAUGUGAAAACAUUUCAAACUGCAUAUGCAUCAUUCUGUACAGUUAAGCUCAAACAUCUGAGGGCAAAGGGGCCUUUAACUGUUAAUCCUGUCAGAUGUGAAUGAAAACGACUGAUUCAGCCUCAACAGAGCGAGCGUGCAGAAAGCAUCCAGUAAUGUCAGAUGUUGUUUACCCAACUCACUCUUGAGAAAUCUUUAUCUUGAUUGCUGACAUUGAGCAACACAGUGCUCGACCUCUGGAUUUCUAUCUUACAAUUCAUGGCAGAAUGUUGCAAUAGAAGCCCAGGCUGCCCACAGUGAGAGCUGUACGGAGGGAGGACUGUGAGACUGAGCUGGCCAGACUGUGAACUCUGACCCAAACUGCUCUUCUCAUCUUCAUCACUUCUCACUAACUUCUCCCCCCUCUCAUCUCCUCUGUUCCCAUACCUCCCCCUGCCUUCCUCUCAUUGCACAUUGACAUCCAUCUCCUCAACCUUCCCUCCCCCUCCCAUGCCCCGUU
Amphiprion ocellaris (clown anemonefish) is the source of this 10118-nucleotide messenger RNA. It is a transcript of the gene cacna1g, whose product is annotated as calcium channel, voltage-dependent, T type, alpha 1G subunit. The transcript has 40 exons. Bases 852 to 7715 code for a protein of 2287 amino acids. NCBI's taxonomy places the organism in Eukaryota, Metazoa, Chordata, Actinopteri, Pomacentridae. The record is from RefSeq and is a predicted model, not a curated record. Gene Ontology annotation, biological process: sodium ion transmembrane transport; calcium ion transmembrane transport; calcium ion import. Gene Ontology annotation, cellular component: voltage-gated calcium channel complex; neuron projection; plasma membrane. Gene Ontology annotation, molecular function: low voltage-gated calcium channel activity; voltage-gated sodium channel activity.